This is a messenger RNA of Hydra vulgaris (swiftwater hydra), 2254 nucleotides long. The record is from RefSeq and is a predicted model, not a curated record. Lineage: Eukaryota; Metazoa; Cnidaria; Hydrozoa; Anthoathecata; Hydridae.
UUUUAUUUUUAAAGAAAGAUUCAAAAUGGUUGCAAGCGAGUGCUGAAUUUGAUGUUUUUGACAGUAAUUGACAAAAUCAGAAAACAUUGUAUAAAACCUUUAUUUAUUGAAGAUAGAAUCAGUGUUUAUUCAGGCUUAAAAAGUAGUUAGCCAUAACUAAAGUUGUUUGUACUAGCAAUGUUGUAAACUUCUAGCAGACUAUUCGCUAAAUGUGUGGUUGUUUCUUCAAGAGUUGGACAGUGUACUAUAUUUUAACUGUCUACAUUAAUAGAUUUGCAUUAUUGGAGAAUCGAAAUAAUUAUUGCAUUCAUAUGGAUUCUGAAAAUAAAAAUGCUGAUUGUACUCACCCUUUAAAUUGUACUGUGACAGAAACUUGUGAAGAUGAAAAAGCACCUUGUUUUACAUUGUAUAUUCAAAAUCUUUCUGCCACUAAUGAAACUUUAUUGCCACAUUCCUCUGGAUGCUGGCAUCAAGAUGACACUCAUGUUUUCUUAAAAGAUGAAUGUUACCUUGAGCACCAAACAACAAUACAAAAUUUCAUUACAUAUAUUUGUCUAUGUACUGGGCAUCUUUGCAAUAAAAAUGUAAUUUUUAACCAGACUGUAAUGGUGACCAAGCCCCCUAUUGAGAUGGCAACAAUGCUACAGACUUUAAAACAGUCAAAUAAACCUCCUUACAACUAUAGCAAGUUUUUAUACAUUGUUGUUCCGUGUUUUGGUGUUAUCACUAUAGUUGGCAUUUUGGUUUACAUGUGGCGAAAGAAUAAAAUUAUAAAUGAAACACAUUUACCUUUAAUAGGUUUACCACCUCCUCCUAGCCCUCCUAUCAUAUCUAAACAUAUUGAUCUGCAUGAAAUAAUAUCGCAUGGACAGUAUGGUCAUGUAUGGAAAGCACUAUAUGAAAAUAAAUUGGUGGCUGUUAAAAUGAUGCUUCCUAGUGAAAAAGAUUCUUGGGAAACUGAAAGAAAAAUUUAUUCAAAUUAUAUAUUACACCAUGAAAAUAUUCUAAACUUUCAUGCUGCUGAAAAGAGACUUGAAAAUAAUUAUAUUCAAUAUUGGAUUAUAACUGAGUUUCACCAACAUGGAUCUCUAACAGAUUUUUUAACUUUUAAUAUUAUUGAUUUAAAAACAUUAAUUAACUUAUCUUUAAGUAUUGCAAAUGGCCUCACUUACUUGCAUGAAAAUAUGAAAAAACCUUCCAUUGCUCAUAGAGACUUUAAAAGUCGUAAUGUGUUAGUGAAAGAUAAUUUCACUUGUUGCAUAAGUGAUUUUGGAUCUUCAUUUGCAUUCGAUGACAAUGCUGAUAAAGAAAAAGCUAAGUUUCAGGUUGGAACUAAACGAUAUAUGGCUCCUGAAGUUUUGGAAGGAGCGAUUGCAUUUCGCACUGAGGCCUUUUUAUGUAUAGAUAUAUAUGCCCUAGGCCUGGUGUUAUGGGAGAUUUUAUCAAGAUGUGGUGAAACACAAGCACCAAUUGGUAACUAUCAAGCACCAUAUGAAAAUAUUGUGGGAUUGCAUCCUUCCAUAAGUGAUAUGGUGGAGUGUGUUUGUGAACGUAAACUAAGGCCGAUUAUUUUACCAGAGUGGACAGAGCAUCCAAUUUUAAAAGAGUUCUGUGAAACAAUUGAGGAGUGUUGGGAGAUGGAGGCUGAUGCUCGCUUAUCUGCUUGGUGUGUUUAUGAGCGUCUUGUUGAACAAGCUCGUAACUUAGAAAAUCAUCUGAACAAUGAUGAUAUCUCUCAAUACAAGUUUUGUGAUAGCAAUUAUUUAUGUUAAAAAUCUGUAUAGCAUUUGCCUAUAUUCUAUGUGUUUUAUUAAAUUAGAUGCUGUAUAUACGCCGCAUAAUUUAUUAAUCUUGGUUUUACCUACAUGCAAUGUAAUUUAUUAGAGUAUCUAACUGGUUGAGUACCUACUUGGUUUUACCUACAUGCAAUGUAAUUUAUUAGAGUAUCUAACUGGUUGAGUACCUACUUGGUUUUACCUACAUGCUAUGUAAUUUAUUAGAGUCCUAAAGUAUAUGCUGUUUUAAUGCUGCAUAUUUGUUAAAAUCUUAACAAAUUAUGAUUAACUGAAUGAUUCCUAAAUGCUACAUAAAGAUUUAAGUUAAAUCCUAUUGACAUUUUAUAUUUAUUAGAGUUUUAAAUUAGGUGCUACAUAAUGAAUGAUGAAAGCUUAUUAUAGAAGCCACUUAAAAUUAAUUAUAAAUUAUGUAGUACAUAAAUCUUUUUUAUGCACGGCACUCACUCAGUUUGUUUUUU